GUCAAAAACUCUGUCGCUCGGCACCGUGUCGCCGCCGCGAUGUCGGCGCUCCUGAUCGAAUGGCUCAAUCGCGACUUGCACCUCGAUCGUCGUGUCACGUCCGUCGAGAAGGACCUGAGCAAUGGCUACUUGCUUGGUCAAGUGCUGCGAGAGCUCGAGGUGGACCUUUCGUUCCCGGCAGGGUAUGUCGACAACGACACAGUCGCAGCCAUGGUGGGCAACAUGGAGCAGCUGUCGAUUGCAUUGCGGUCGCACGGAAUUCCAUUCACCGUCGACAUCGCGCGAGGCAUCAUGAUGGAGAAGAAAGGCGCUGCGACCAAGGUCUUGAUGGAUCUUCACACGCACAUGGAGAAGCGCAAGACCAAGGCCAAGCACGUCGUGCCAUCGACCUUGUCGGUUCGGCCACCUGCCAACGGCAAUCGCCACCUUCCCACUACCGAUCCCCAUGACACGACAGAGCGCUUUGUCGAAACCUUGAUCAAAUCCGUCGACCCUGCCGACGUGAACAACCACAACCGCAUCGACAUGGCCAUUCACUUGCGCAAGUUCUCGGAAUUUAUGUGGCAGUCGGACGAUGCCACUGCCGCGCACCUUGCGUCGAAAUCGCAAGCGUCGGCGGCCGCGAGCGCAGAGCGCCGACACGAUGAACAAACCCAUACCCACGAAAAACAAAAGUUUCUGCAGCAGUGGACGGACAACGGCGAAAAGGCAUGGGCUCUCAACCAAGCGGUGCAAUCCACCCGUGAAGCGACGGAGCUCCAGUUUGAACUGAGCCUCCGCGAGAAGCGCCGCCUCGUCGUGGUCCAGCAAAACGACCGGGCGGCCGCGGAUCUCCACGAUGGCGUUGCAGGUUUUGAGAAGAACUUUAAACGGCUUGGCAUUAGCACCGGCGACGAAGACUCGAAUGCGCGACUCGCUCCGAUUCAAGGCACCGGGCUCGAGCACGUCGCCACGUUGGAGACACGCGUGGAGGCGUGUCAAUUUCGCCCGGCGAGCAACGUCCAGAUGAUGAAAGAGCUCCGAGAACGGCGAAAAGUCCACUUGAGUGCCCACAAAGAGCGCGCGAGCCGGCGGCGGAAGAUGCUCGUCGAUCAGACUCGCAACACAAUCGAGAUUCACCGGAAACAAGAGGAAACGCAGUUGCUGAAUCGCCUCUUGCACGUUGGCAAGGGCAGGCGCGAAGUACUGGCUGUGCUAUGGCAAGAACAGCACGACCACACUCAUGCCAAAGCGGUCAGAGCGACGCAGUUAGCAACCCGAGUAGAAGAAGCUUCGAUGCGAAUGGAAGCGGCGGUCAAAAACAGCCUCGACGUUUUGCAUGUCGUAGCUACGGCGACGCCCCGCGUUCGGGAGAAGGAAGUUCAAGCCCGCGCAGCCAAAGAAGCAACCAUGGCCGCUGCAUUGAAACGACAUGAAGGUCAUGUGCACGCAUGCCGAGAAGUCGUGCACACUUUGAUCGAUAUGGUAUGGGUCAUGAUUGUGCACAGGAGUGCCAUGUCGAAAGCCCCCAUGGCGCCGCAAACGUACCGCGCUCUUAAACAAGCGUUUGUUGAUGGGACGGUGACCCCCAAGCCAAAGAAAAAUGCCCACACAGCCAAGGGCCACAGCGGCACGGAGGUAGCCAUGCUGCUCUCCAACUACAUGCAAGGAACGGGGGCAUUCGAUGCCCCCGCAUUUGGCCCGACGGACACCCCACCGUCACACGACAUCGACGUGGUGGUGACCACGUUGCAUGACCUCAGUUCCAAGUCGCGGGACGACAUUGUCACGGCGAAGUGGAAGCCGCUCUCGCGUCCGUUUCUCUUGUGCUGGUACGCCAAGGACCCGACCUGCGGCGUGGCAAAAGCGCUCGCCGACGACACGGACUUACAACUUGUCACCAUCGACUCCUGCGUCGACAAGGCUGUCAAGCUCGGCGAACGGGUCAAAGGCGGCGAGAAGUUGAGCCCGUACGAGUCCGAGUUGGCGGCACUGGGCUCUAAAAUUCUGGCGUUGCGGGCCAAAAACAGUGUGGUCUCCGACGCAAUCGUCAGCGAUGUUGUGAAUAAGGCAGUGGUUUGGAUGUUUGUGCAUCCUCCAGCAUCGUUUGUCGGGUGUAUUCUAUUGAAUUUUCCAAGGUCGAGAGACGAAGCCAAAGUGUUCGAGGUCGAGAUGGUCCGGCGGUUGACGCAUUUGAGUGAUGUCGAGUGUACCGCCCGCGUGAGCCAGCUCCAUCCUGUUCUGGAUGACAAGACUUCGUUGUCGGAAGCCGACCUGCUUGCGCGACCGCCGCCAGUGUCCAGCAUCGAUUGGGUCGUUUUCGUGGAUGCGUCGGAUGAAGCAGCGCUUGCCACUUCUCUGGAUGAGUCUGCCAAGGAAGCGCUCCACACCAAAAUAGCGUCGUGGAAAGCACUCCAAGCCGCGCUCACCGCGUUCUGGAAACCAUUUGGAUGCGUUUACACGAUCGAUCCAACAACGUCCACUGCAUUUGCCACGGCGGAAGUGCUGCAUUUGCUGUUGGAGCUCGUCGCCGCGCCAGACGCGCAGUUGUCUCUGCAUGCGUCCAACGCACGAGACAAAGAUGCAUUUUCCCACACACUUGAACAAGCCAAGCAAGAACGACGGGCGACUUUUCAACUCCCGGAGCUCUUGUACACGCAAGAACUGGCCGGAGAACGUCCCCCCUUGCCCCAGGAAUUGUUUGCAACAUUGUACGACACACUGGCUGUGCAGGGCGUGCAUGCCAUUCAAUCCAAGCGAAAGGCCCUCUUUGCAGACCUUUACGAUUGCUUCCUGCAGCUCUCGGAACACGUUUGUGAGCUACGGACGUCAUUUUGCAACGCUCUUUGUGGUUGUGGCCAGCAGCGCCACAUUGACUCGACUGCCCAAACGUUGCGAGCACUGACUAGCACCAACCAACGGAUGCAAACCAAGAAAUUGACGUCCGCCCUCGAAGUCACGUUGGGCGACAUGGUCGAUGCAUCUUGCAAAGCCGCCAACGAAUUCCUCCGUGCGCGACAGCCCCUGCUAUCCCCCUCCACGAUGAUGGCUCACGUGAACGAGUGGCUCGAACAACUUGUGGCAUGUGAACUGAGUGCAUUGGAAAGCCGCGCGGCGGCACUGGACGUGUAUUUUUACCAGGUUGAAAACAUCGCGCUGCCGGAGCGACCGGACUCGACGUCCGUUCCGUCAAACGUGCAACCGCUCAUGGAUGCACUUGUACGAGCUUGUUCAAAUUCUCGCUUUGAUUCCCUUCUUGCUCCACUCGCCGCGUUCGUACCGCCACGUCCUGCGGCACUCCCCGAGGACGCUUCCACCGUUACUGCGCUGACAGAAUCGGAAGCGGUGCAACCCCCACUGGAGGCGGAUGCUGCGAGAAGCUUACCGUCCCGGGUGGUGGCGACCAAUUGUCACAGCGGUGACGCUCGACGACAUCGCAUUGUUUGGAAUGAACGAGCGCUGAUCCUUCGACGAGUCCUUGCCGCCAUUGAAUUUGUCGCGCAGCUCGUUCGACGUGUCGAAUCUAUCGACGUAUUGGAACGCCAAAGCUUGAACAACGUCACGGUCGAAUAUCUGCGGCAAGAACAUGCAUGCAUUCAGCACGUUCUAAAAGAGCUGAUGCAACCUCCACCGCCGCAACAACCAUCCCGUGGUCCAGCCGCGACGUGGCCCCGUUCUCAAAACCUCACCACACCAUGGAUUCGUCACAACGUCGAUAUACGUGGCCACGAAUCGUUUUUGCACCUUCAUCACGUCGUUGUGCUCGUCAAAGCGCUCUCGUCGUCUCCCCACCAAGACAAUGGCAUCGUCGAGCUGUCCCAUUUCAGCAAGAUUGUGCGUGAAACAGCCAUUCGGCACAACGAACGUGUCCGCGACGAGCCACUGUUUCCCGAUAGCUGGACCAACUUUGCACGAAUCUCGCGUGGGGCGCUACCAUUUUGUGCCGGACCAAAUCGAGUGGACUGGCGGCGAUUUUGUCUGAGUGUGUUCGUUGCCCAGUGGGUGCCACCGCCACGAACAAAGCAGUUGCGUGCUCUGUUAUCCCAAGCGAAGCAUGACAAGCCGUCGUCGACGAUUGCAGAUAUGUUCUGGACGAAAAAUGUGUUCACCACGCUGGCCAUGUGGUUUGACCCCGUUGUCGACCAACCCGCUGUCGUAAAGGACUGCCUGUACGAUAUGUUUGGUCAGGAUGGACGCGUGUACAUGGCGCAGUUUUUGUUGCAUUGGUGCAUGUCGACGUACCCAACGGAGAUUGCAACUGCGUUGCACGCGAGCUUGGCGCCGUUUCCGAGGGGAUUGGCACGUGCCUUUCGAGUCUUACAAGCGAUGCCGCCGUCGUCGCCUCCAUCGUGGGACGCAUCGAAACUUGGCUUGUUGCUCAAGACAAGCCACGUCGCGGCCGACGACAUUCCGUCGAUCCUAGACAAGUUUGACUAUGGCGCUGGCGACGACGACGUGGCAUCGUUCGUGCACCAGUGCCAAGUCCACAUUCCAUCUCUUGCACGUCACUGGGACUAUCACAACGUCUACAAUCACUUUGUGGAGUAGCAGACUAUGGCAAACGCUAUCAGCAUCUAACAAACUCUUUCGACGUAUCGUCUCUUGGCGCUUUCCACG
Molecule: messenger RNA, 4596 nt
Organism: Aphanomyces invadans
Lineage: Eukaryota; Oomycota; Saprolegniomycetes; Saprolegniales; Verrucalvaceae
Exons: 12
Coding region: 40-4527 (1495 amino acids)
Molecular function (GO): protein binding
Source: RefSeq, a predicted model, not a curated record